Messenger RNA from Peromyscus leucopus (white-footed mouse), 1143 nucleotides. Its product is annotated as vomeronasal type-2 receptor 116-like. Bases 1 to 1143 code for a protein of 380 amino acids. Gene Ontology annotation, molecular function: G protein-coupled receptor activity. Gene Ontology annotation, cellular component: membrane. The transcript is spliced from 3 exons. The record is from RefSeq and is a predicted model, not a curated record. Gene Ontology annotation, biological process: G protein-coupled receptor signaling pathway. Lineage: Eukaryota; Metazoa; Chordata; Mammalia; Rodentia; Cricetidae.
AUGGAUGAGAUCUACGUGAGCAAACUGUGGGUGAGGGGUAUUAAUGGACGGCAAGGGUUGGCAGAAAGAGAGCUUAGCCGAGCUUCUCAGAAUCCUCAAUCUGUAUGCAGUGAGAGCUGUGGUUCUGGAUUCAGGAAGACACCCCAGGAAGGCAAGGCUGUCUGUUGCUUUGACUGCACACCCUGCCCACAGAAUGAGAUUUCCAAUGAGACUGAUAUGGAUCAGUGUAUGAAGUGUCCAGAGAGUCACUAUGCAAACUCAGAGAAGAACUACUGCCUCCAGAAGACUGUGACCUUUCUGAACUAUGAUGAUCCCUUGGGAAAGGCAUUCACCUCCAUGUCCUUGGGCCUCUCCUCACUCACAGCAUUUGUCCUUGGGGUCUUUGUGAAGCAUAGAGAUACUCCCAUUGUGAAGGCCAAUAAUCGGGCUCUUAGUUACAUCCUGCUCAUCACUCUGACCUUCUGUUUUCUCUGUCCUUUACUCUUCAUUGGCCGUCCCAACACAGCCACCUGUAUCCUUCAGCAGAACACAUUUGGACUUCUGUUCACUGUGGCUCUUUCUACUGUGUUGGCCAAAACUGUAACUGUAGUCAUGGCCUUCAAGGUUACUGCUCUGGGAAGUAUGAUGAGAAGGUUAAUGAUAUCAAGAACUCCUAACACCAUCAUUCCACUCUGCACCACAAUCCAACUUCUUCUUUCUGGAAUAUGUCUGGCAACCUCUCCUCCAUUUGUUGACACAGAUGCUCACUCUGAACAUGAACACAUCAUCAUCGUGUGUAACAAGGGCUCAGCUAUUGCUUUCCAUGGCAUCCUUGGAUACCUGGGAUUCUUGGCCCUAGGGAGCUACCUUAUGGCUUUCUUGUCCAGGAAUCUGCCUGACACAUUCAAUGAGGCUAAAUUCCUGGCUUUCAGCAUGCUGGUGUUCUGCAGUGUCUGGGUCACCUUCCUCCCUGUCUACCAUAGCACCAAGGGGAAGGUCAUGGUGGCUCUGGAGGUCUCCUCUAUCUUGGCUUCCAGUUCAGGGAUCCUGGGCCUCAUCUUUGCCCCUAAGUGCUACAUUGUUUUGUUAAGGCCAGAAACAAACAUACUUCAUCAUAUCAAGGACAAAACACAUACUAGGAAGAAAAUCCCCUUUGAAACUUAG